AUGGAACCUCCCGGUGAGAAGCAUGCAGUGUCAGUCGACAACAGUGGCGGCGACAGCUCGUCUCAACAGGAGGCUGGUCAAGCAUCACCUCGCCAGGUCCACGGGUGGAAGUGGGCUAUAGUGUACCUCUCAAUCCUGACCACCGUCUUCUUAUUUGCUCUCGACAAUACCAUUGUUGCUGCUAUCCAGGUGCCGAUCUUGAAUACCCUGGGUCAUGUUGAACUACUGCCAUGGAUAGGCACGGGCUUUGCGCUUGGCAGUACAGCUAUCCUCCCUUGGGGUAAAGCUUAUGGCAUAUUCUCAGUCAAGUGGUUAUUCAUCUUCAACAUCAUCUUGUUUGAGAUUGGGAGCGCCAUAUGCGGUGCAGCGCCCAACAUGACAGCAUUCAUCAUUGGCCGAGUCAUUGCUGGUGUUGGAGGCUGCGGCAUGUAUUCAGGGGCACUCAGCUACAUUGCUUUUACCACUUCAUUGAAAGAACGACCUGCCUACAUGGGCGGGUCUGCCGUCAUCUGGGGAGUAGGGAGUGUUCUCGGGCCUGUGGUCGGCGGUGCUUUUGCUAUCAGCUCGGCAACUUGGCGAUGGGCGUUCUAUAUUAAUCUCGUGAUUGGCGCCGUCUUCGCCCCCGCUUACAUAUUCUUAUUGCCCAACAUUCAACUGCUGGCUGGUAAGCCGUUGGCCCAAAGACUCGGUAUGCUUGACUGGGUGGGAACUACGAUAUUCAUUGCCGGCUCUGUAUGCUUCACAAUGGCCAUUACGUUUAGUGGCUUGACUUACCCAUGGAGUUCUGGCUCAGCCAUUGCUCUAUGGGUCAUGACAGGAGUGUUGCUGCUGUGUACUAUUGCUGUUACCAUAUGGCAUCCUUUGAGCACCAAGGAAGGCCGCCUCAUCCCAGCGCACUUCUUCAGACGCCCUGAGAUAUUGAAUUUGGCUCUUCAAACGUUUCUGGCUUCAGGUGUGAUGCUCUCUGGCGCAUACUAUAUUCCUCUAUUCUUUGCUUUCACGGAGGGAGAUGAGGCUAUGGAGGCCGGCAUACGACUGCUGCCUUUUAUUUGCUUACUUGUCUUCUUUUCUCUUGCCAACGGUAUUGUCAUGCCCAUGACCGGUCACUAUUUCCCAUGGUUCGUUGUAGGGGCCGUGGUGAGCUCUGUCGGGGCUGGUCUUAUGACAACGGCCAGCUCCAGCACUCCAGCAGCCAAAAUCUACGGCUUCACCAUCCUCGUCGGUGCCGGAAUAGGUUCUUACGUCGUAGCUGGAUUUUCCGUCAUCCAGGCGCUGGUACCCGUCGAGGACAUAGCAAGCGCUGUGGGCUUCGCAGGAGUCUCACAAAUUCUGGGGACUGUCGUUUUCCUUGCGGUUUCGGGUAGCGUGAUGUCCAACACGGCAGCCAAGCUCAUCGCACCACUGCUCCCUGCAGAUACCCCCACCGAGUUUGUGCAUGAUCUUGUGGCUGGAACAAGCAGUGCUGCCUUCCAAAGUCUUGAUUCAGAACUUGCAUCGAGAGUUGUGGAAAAGGUCGCCAAGAGUAUCGGAAAUGUGUGGAUCCUCAAUGUCGCCGCUUGCGCCCUAAGCGCGGUGUGUGCUCUCUUCCUUGGACGUAAAAAGCUGAACCUGACCGGUUGA
Messenger RNA from Clonostachys rhizophaga, 1620 nucleotides. NCBI's taxonomy places the organism in Eukaryota, Fungi, Ascomycota, Sordariomycetes, Hypocreales, Bionectriaceae. The record is from the annotation of a GenBank genome assembly.